AUGAGUGCUGUGGAGGAGGCUCUGGACUCUACUGAACAGAGGCUGGAGGCUGUGAUUGAGAGGCUGUCUUUAAGAGUGUUGAGCUCCCCAGAAGGAAAGAGCCUGACCGUCCGGGGGGACUCAGUCGACCCCCUUCCUACACGUUUGCCUGCACGAAUACGAGAGAUAGUUACCAGGAACCUCAGCCAGCCCCAAGAGCCAGGUCUCCCAGCAGAUAUGUCUUCUCUCUUGUCACUGCAAGAGGAGAACUGCAUCCUGCAGCAAGAACUCUCUCGCGUGGAAGACCUCUUGGCACAGAGUCGGGCGGAGAGAGAUGAAGUUGCCAUCAAGUACAAUGCAAUCAGUGAGCGGCUGGAGCAGACGUUGCGUCUGGAGAGUGGUGAACGGGAGAGGGAUUCCCUGGAGAACCGGAGCCUUGCACAGCAGAAUGUGGAGCUGAGACGAAGGCUGGAAGAAGAGCAGGCUGCGUACAAACGCAAGCUUCAGUCCUAUCAGGAAGGGCAGCAGCGACAGGCGCAGCUAGUGCAAAAACUACAAGCCAAGGUCCUACAGUACAAGAAAAAGUGCGGAGAGGUGGAGCAGCAGCUCCUGGAGAAAUCCUCCGAACUUGAUCAGGAGCGACUCAGUAGCCGCCUGGAACUCACAGACACGAGGUUACGUCAGGAGGAAGAGACCAGCAAUGAACUGGAGAAUGCCCUGAUCCGACUAGAAGAGGAGCAACAGAGAAGUGCCAGCCUUGCCCAGGUUAAUGCCAUGCUUAGAGAGCAGCUGGAUCAGGCUAACUUGGCUAAUCAGACUCUUAGUGAGGACCUGCGCAAGCUGACUGCUGAUUGGACGAAGACACGAGACGAGCUGGAGCAGCGGGAGAGCGAGUGGCGGAGAGAGGAGGAGUCUUUUAACACGUACUUCAGUAACGAACACAGCCGGCUGCUCUCGCUCUGGAGACAGGUUGUUGGUUUCCGAAGACAAUUUGGUGAAAUGAAAACCAUGACUGAGAGGGACCUUUUACAGCUGCAGAAGGAUAUAUCCCAGUCAUGCAGAUCCCUUCACGCCUCCUGCCUGAAUGUUAGCGGGUCACAACGGCUGGCAGAGAGCAGCAAUGUGGUUGUGGUUGAGAGGCAGGCAGUCCAGCUGGCACAGCUAGAUGAUCAGCUGAAAGACAAGGUGCGCCAGAUGAUCCAAAUGCAGGCUACAUUUGAUGCGGAGAAAGCCGAGCUCUGCGCCAGGGUUGCUGACCUAAAUAAAGUUGUUGAGCGUCUGCAAAAUGAAAACAAGGAGAAGGAGCAGAAUGUUCUGCAACUACAAGACCAGGAGAGGAGCCACUCGGAGGAACAGGCCGUGCUGAUGGGAGAGGAGCUGGAAUCUCUGAGGUGUGAAAAGGAAGUACUACAGGAGACAAUACGUGAGCUGACACAGGUGGUGCUUAGCGACUCGGACAGUGGCCUUCAUCUCUCCACCAGUGACAGGACAUCUGAUCUUAUAGAGAGUGAGGGUCCAGGAAUCAGUCUGAGGGGUCUUUCUAGCAGUCUGCGCACAUCCUCCCCACUGAGGCGCUCCUCCCCACACCGCAGCAGCUCACCCAGGCGCAGCCUGUCCCCAGCAUUCCGAGAAUCUACUCUUUCUGCUGUACAGUCAGCUCUGCAUAGGAGGCAACUGCAUGCGCAGGAACUGAGGGGGAGAUUAGAGGCUGGACAGGAAACUGUGACUUCACUGCGCAAACAGCUGAAUGACCACGAGAAUGACCGCAGGGUCCUGGAGCAGAAGAUCCUUCAACUCCAACAAGAGCUGGACAGCACCAACUUGUCCAGAGAAGACGCACAGCGGGAUAUCUCUCGACUGCGCAGUAACACAGAGCAGCUCAAUAGUGAAAAGGGAGGUCUAGAAAUGAAUGUGCGGAACUUGCAGGAGCAGCUGGACACACGGCGCCAGGAGAUUGAGAAGCUGCAGAUGGCGAACAGCGACUUGCAGCGCCAGAGAGACCUCCUGCAAGAGGAGAAAGAGGAUGCGUGCCAGGAACGAGAGAGGGCACAGCGAGAGGUGGAUAGAGGGCACAAAGCUCAGGAGCAGAUAGAGAUGAAGCUUUCAGCCCUGAAGAAGGAGUUGGUGUUGGUAAAGGAAUCUUUACACAAAUCCACACUUGAGAAGGAGGUUUCUGAAGUUGAGAAGGCUGAUAUCUCACAGGCCCUAUCCAAGGCAGAGACAAGUAGGGCAGAGCUGGAACUGAUGCUGAACAGGCAGAGGACCGAGGAAACCUCACUGAGGGACGCGUUAUCUAAAAUGAGCGCUCUAAAUGAGAGCCUGGCACAAGAUAAGACCGAGCUGAACAGGUUCAUAUCUCAGCUGGAAGACGAGCGAUCCUCUCUGCAGGGACAAAAGCAUGAGGUGGAGCAGGAAAAGGCCUCAAUCCGGGAUGAACUAGUGAGGCUGGAGCAGGAAAAGCUGGAGUUGGACACAGAGCGGUUUGGUUUGGAUAACUCACUGCAGGCUAUGGAGCAGACCCGUGAAAAACUUCUGCAGGAGCUGCAGUCCUUACGUAGGGAGCGGGCGCAUCUGCAGGAGCAGCUGGGACAGUUGUCACGACAGAGAAACACCCUGAGUGAGGAUCUGCUGCAGAGCCGUAAGGAGGUGGAACAACAGAGCGAGAGUCUGCUCAGAGCUUCUAAAGAGAAAGAGAGUCUCAUGAAGGAGAAAGGCAGCUUGGUAGUCCAGCUUACAGCGUCCGAACGAGAGAACAGAGCCCUGUCUGAGGAAAUCGCUGCUCUCAGGUCAGAGAAGGAGGCACUGGAGACGUGUUUGUUUGAUGUGCAGCAGCAGCUAUCCCACCUGGAGUCCCGCAAGGAGCAGGCGGAGAAUGAGAUCCAUAGUCUGCGUCUGACAAAGGAAGCCCUGCAAGGGGAGGUGAGCGCUGUACGCAGGCAGAUGGAGGUGGAGCUGAAUAAGCUGGAGCGAGACAAGGAAGGUCUUAGCCAACAGCUGAGCCACAUGGAGCACGAAGCUCAAGUCACCCUGAAGAACGAGCAGAAGUCCCAUGAGGAGGAUGUAGAGAGGCUAUGCAGGGAGAAGGAUGAACUGCGCCAGGAACUGGAGUCUGAGAAAAAAGAACUGUCGCAUCGUCUAAUCCAGGAGCGAGAGGAACUCCAAGCACGAUACGAGACGGAGCGGGAUGAAAUGAGCGAGGAAAUCGCAGCACUGCAGCAGGAGCGAGAUGACAGCCUCCUCCAGGCUGAGAGCGAGAAACAGCAGGCUCUGUCACUUAAGGAAGCGGAAAAGGCAUCGCUGAACGAGAAACUGAGUAACACCCAGCAUAGCCUUACCAACCUCAGCCUGGAAAUGGAGCGACAUAAACGGGAGAAUCAGCUCAGGCUGGAGCAGGAACGGAGCAACGCCAUUUCUCUAAGCUCAGAGCUGAAGACCCUGCGCGUGCAGUUCGAGGAAUCGCUGACAUCCCAUGAGCGAGAGCUGAAGAAUCUCCACGAGCAGAGCAGGGAGUUGGCUAAACAGCGAGAAGCAGCUCUGCGGGAGGUAGAAGAGCUGAGGACACAGUUGUGUGUAGUAGAAGAUGCCAGGGACUCAGUGCGCCGGGAGCUGAUUGAAGCUCACAGACGGGUUCGGGAGGCCCAAGAGAUGGUGGAAUUGCAUAAGAAAGAGUGUGUGGACUUGCGCAGAUCCCUUGGGGAUGAGACCAAAGAGAAAGAAGCAGUGCAAAAGUCCAAUGAGGAGCUGCGGGGUUCUGUACGUAGGGCUGAGAGUGAGCGGAUCAGCUUGAAACGUGCUAACGAGGAGAAGGAACAAAGAAUGAAUGUGCUGGAGGAUGCACGAGGGGCCGCAGAGAAGGAGGCGACUGACUUGCGUGCUGCACUUCGAGAGGUGGAGCGGUCACGUCUGGAAGCGAGAAGAGAGCUGCAGGAUCUGCGCAGACAGCUGAAAGUUUUGGAUGAUGAGAGUACAAAGCGCAGCCGGGACAUGGCAGAGGUUCAGGCGCGUUUGUCAUUGUGUGAACAACGAGAAGAGGAGAGCCGGAGAGACAACUUCACUCUGAAACAAAAACUUCUGGAGACUGAGGCUGGCAGAGAAACUGCUAGAAAAGAGCUAAGCGGUCUGCAGCAAAAGCUAUCUGAGCUUGAGAGUGAUUUCAGCAUGCGGGAGAAGGAUCUGCAGUGCAAUCUGGAAGAGACUCGUGGGAAUGAGAAGAAGCUUCUAGACAACACACAUAACCUGGAGAUCAAACUACAGACUUCACAAGAGGAGUCAGCCCAGCUCAGUCUGCGCCUAAGUGCCAGUGAGGGCCGCGUACAUGGCCUGGAGGCAGAGUUAGCAAGGGUGGAAGGUCUGAAACGAGAUCUGGAAUUUAAAUUAAGUAGCCUACAAUCAGCUCUUCGAAGAACAUUAGGAAUUGGGCGAGCAGGACGAACUCCAAGCCCAGCCAUCAGAGGGCGCAGCGGUUCUCCCAGAAGAUCUUUCUCUCCUCUCAAAGGAUUUGACAAUAUUUACACCACAACCACAGAUGGACGUGGGAGCCCCAUUCCGAGAACAGGGAGUCCAGAGCGCAGUAAGACCCCAGAACGAUCGUCCUCACCUAGCCGCGGGGAACCGAUGGUGGCUGAUCUUGACCCAGAAGUUGUCAGAUCUGCACUGAGAGAAUUUCUUCAAGAGCUAAGAGACACCCAGCGAGAGAGGGAUGAGCUUCGCACAAAGUUGGGAUCUACAAACCGUCAGUUGGUGGAGAUUGAAGCAGAGAGAGAUGGAGCGACCACAAGGUUACAACAACUACAGAAAGUGCUGUCUGAAUGCGAAGAGGGGAAGCGCAGUGCGGAUGGCAAGCUGAGCAGUGUGCAGACAGCACUUGUACUGCAGGAGGAGACUCUGCGCAGAUACGACAGGGAGCGCAGGAUGGCCUUAGAGAAAGCUGCCAGUCUGGAGCGCAGCCUUCAGGCCGCAGAGAAUGAACAUCGAGCAGACAAGGACAAGGUAAAUAAGAUGAAAUCCAACGAGGCCAAACACGAGAACGAGAAGCGGCGUCUAAAGGAAGUGCUGGACGCAUCUGAAACACGUAACACCAAGCUGGAGCUGUCAAGGCGAGCCUUAGAGGGAGAACUGCAGCGGCUUAAAUUGGUGAUGGCCGACCGAGAGUCUGAGAUGCAGGAACUGCAGCAACGAGUGGAAGGACUUCAGCGACAGCUCUCAGACAGCGAAGGGAAGGUAAAUGCGCUGCAGCUGUGUGUGGAUCGCCUCAAUGUGACCCUAACAAAAGUGCAAGAAAAUGAGAACUUGUUAAAGGAGAAAGUGCACAGUUUGUCUACUGCUCUCUCAGACAGCAAUAACAGUUCUACCACCUCACAUGACAAGAUCAGCCAGCUGCAGAAGAUGCUGACGACCUGCGAACACGAGAAAAGGAUCUUACAGGAGCGUCUAGAAGCUGCUCGUCUCGCAGUAUCAGAGGGUAAGAAGCAGAAUGCUGAACUAUUUGAUAAGAUUCAGGAGCUGCGUGAUGAACACGCGGAGGGAGAGCUCCAGCGAGAAGAACUAGAGGGGCAGGUCCAGCAGCUGCAGGAGAUCCUCCGUCAGCGUCAGGACAGUGAAGGAUCUGCUCUACGCAGUCUGCAGAAGCUGCAGGAGGAGCGGGAGAUCCUGCAGGAACGGCUGGGAGGGCUACAACGUGCUGUGGUUCAGCUGGAGGCAGAGAAGCGAGAGAUGGAGAGGUCUUCCAUGCGUCUAGAGAAGGACAAGAAUGCACUUAAAAAGACACUGGACAAAGUAGAACGUGAGAAGCUAAAGACUGCAGAAGACACACUGAGGUUGUCUGCAGAGAAGGGGCGAUUAGACCGGUCGCUAACCACAGUAGAACAGGAGCUGGCGGAUGCACAGAGACAGGUGCAACUCUUGGAGGCGCAGAUUGCAGACAUGGAGCAAACACAUUCUCAGAGCCUGAUGGAGACCGCAGCUCGUCACCGCCACGAGCUACAGAUGGAGAUUGAGAGGCUGCGCAAUGCUCAGAUUCAAGCAGAGCGUACACUGGAUGCCCGAGAGAGAGCUCAUCGUCAACGGGUCAAGGGUCUGGAAGAACAGAUUUCAACCCUGAAGGAACAGUUACAGCAGGAGCUGCGUCGGUGCCAAACUGUGUAUACCCAGCAUUCCCUCCUCUCAGGCAAAUAACCUAUUUUUCACAUGCCCAGGGUGAGGGCAGGCCAGUAUUACACCCGAGCUGCCCCUCUCCCUGACAUGCUCCCUGGUGCUCCACCUUGCGUGGAUUUAAUUUUAUUUUUUUAGGCACAAAUUCUAUAUAUAUAUAUUUUUGCUCACUUGACUGCACUGAAAUAAGAAGGAACAUCCGCCCAGCCUGACCCUGACAUGGCAACCUUCAGAGCCUGGCACCUGUUUAAAUCCAGGCUGUUUGGUGGCAAAUUAAAGGCACAUACACUGACUGACAUUAGAGACUGGCACCCCCAGUAUUACCGUUUUGUUAAGUAAAUAAUGGAUUCAUUUUUAUUUUAUUUUUAUAUACACAUAAAGCACACUUUUUAUAUUCUUUGCAUUAUAUUUCCAACUUUUAGAAACACUGGGUCUUAAAUGAUAAUCAAAUUAUUAGUCUUAUUCUGAUGAUGAUGUCACAGCGUUGGCUGAUCUUUUUAACAUAUUUUGUAAUAUUCAUAAAGAUGAGAGAAAGCUCUUCAAUCCCCAUUUCAUUUUAUGUUCUCUAUACUGAGAGAAAAUAAAGUGCCUCUUUCAUCUAACAUACUAAAGUGUGUUAAAAAGUCAGGCAAUUUAACCUGAACGUCCAACAAAAUCAGGAAAAACAACCCUGAUGUUGUGUAGGUCUCACUUAAGGUAAUACUUAAAGGCAUAGUAAACCCAAAUAUUACCUUUCAUGAUUCGGAUAAAGCAACAAUUUUAAGCAACUUUCUA
Messenger RNA from Bombina bombina (fire-bellied toad), 6903 nucleotides. RefSeq names its product ciliary rootlet coiled-coil, rootletin (gene CROCC). Gene Ontology annotation, biological process: centrosome cycle. The coding region runs from base 1 to 6153 and encodes 2050 amino acids. NCBI's taxonomy places the organism in Eukaryota, Metazoa, Chordata, Amphibia, Anura, Bombinatoridae. The record is from RefSeq and is a predicted model, not a curated record. The transcript has 37 exons.